Molecule: messenger RNA, 411 nt
Organism: Aspergillus aculeatinus CBS 121060
Lineage: Eukaryota; Fungi; Ascomycota; Eurotiomycetes; Eurotiales; Aspergillaceae
Exons: 4
Coding region: 1-411 (136 amino acids)
Source: RefSeq, a predicted model, not a curated record
AUGGACCAAAUCUUUCGCAUUCGCGUGGACAAGCACGGGUAUAUCGCUAUCUUAAGUACUACAAGUAGUAUUUGCGUACUGCAGCCUCCGGGCAGCUCUCUCUUCCUCCCCCUGACCAGCUCGACAAACAACAAGUACUCACACCUACACACACAUGAAGACUUUGUGGCAAAAACUGGAAACAAGGGAGGACGGGCCUCCCAAAAACAGGUCGACGAUGCGCAGAAGCGUCCCCGGAUAAUCCGAAAUGCAACCGCCCCCAUCCACCUGCCGCACCCCUCAUGGAUUGAGGGAUAUUGUGUCUACCAUGCUCCUAAGCGGCUUUGGGUGGGCUUCGCCUGCAGCAUUAUUACCCAUCCCGAAAAUCAGACCCUUGCCACCAUCAAGAACAACAGAAUGACGGCCAUGUGA